UGUUAUCUAUCGAAUUAACCUGCAUCCCUGCUUUUCGCUGCACGUAUUGAAAACCCCUGUUACAAUUACAUAGUACGGGGGCUGAAAUGGGGUUGUGAGCUUUGCUAUUGGUGGGCUACGGUUACUUUUGUACGAACCAGCCCUGUGAGAGCACAGCUCACAGGUAUGGGUGUUAGAACGGCUCGGCCAACCUGCUCUCAAUCCAGAGACAAAGCCCGCUAUGCAGCCCAGCCGUGAUAUUGAAUGUCACCUUAUUAGCAGCAUUUUUCGAGCAGAAGUCUCGUUGCAGAGGCUUCAUUGGUUAGGACGUUGGAGUUAGGACUUAGGUAACCAGCCCUCAGCUAGAGUUGAGCUUCUAUGUAGCGGCCGUAGCAAGUAGAUCCCGGGUACUGAUCGAGCGAUCGCCAGCUUGUGCUGACGCCUUUGGAAGUCGAUGGCAAUAUGAAUUCUUUUAAGAAAUCCCGCCACGUUAUAUAUCGUUAUAUAGGUAGGUAAGGUAUUGACGUCGGUGUCAGCUCCUCCAAAUAAGUAGUAGCUGGGUCUGUCUUGAUUCCUUUGCUCCGCUCUCCCCGCCUUUGCCGGCAUGCGACAAUUCGCGUCUUGCUUCCAUCGCAGAGAGGUAUCUUUCCUUAAUGGCCCAACAGCCACCAAACGAGCUCACGGGCCGUUCCCAGGUCCCCCAGAUUCUUGCUGGGAUCAUUAUCCCGUUGGUCUUUGCGAGCCUCGUAGUCAUCGGUCGUCUUUAUUCAAGAUUCCUACUCAAGAACCAGUGGUGGGAUGAUGCGGCAAUAUUCUUCGCUUGGCUGUUCGCCAUCGCGGUGGUCGCAAUCGUCGGCGUCGAAACCGAAUAUGGCCUCGGUCACAUGUUUAGCAACAUUCCUCUGCGUUUGCGAUCCGUCGGCAUCCGACUUUCGUACGCGACGAUAAGCUGUUACCAGGUGUCACUGGUCCUUACCAAGAUCAGCAUUCUGCUAUUUUACCUGCGAAUAUUGAAGCUGCCGUACCAGCGAACCUUCAUAUUUAUCACCAUGGGUUGCGUCGCGGUUUACGGCCUCGUUUUCUUCCUUCUCACGUUCUUCAUAUGCAACCCCGUGGAGGGCGGGUACGAAUUCGAUAUCAGAGUGGGACAUUGCUUGGCUUACUACCCGAUCCUGACGGCGUCGGCUGCUUUACAUACGACAACCGAUUUAUGGAUGAUUGGAAUGGUGCUUCCCCAUAUACUCAAGAUGACGCUUCCGUUGCGACAGAAGAUCGCUCUCGCAUUCGUCUUGACUUUGGGCAUCUUCGUGGCUUGCGCGUCCCUAACACGGAUGGCCGUAGCAUGGCAAUUCCUCAACCCCAAGUAUGCCCAGUGGGACUCGUUUUCGUUCGCGAUAUGGACCACGUUAGAGUCGAGCUUGGGUCUGGUCUGCGCCUCGGUGCCGAUGCUGAAGCCCCUGGUCAGACAGCUGAUGGGCCUUAAGCCCUCUUCGAAACCUGAUGUUAUGAAGAAUGUUCCUCGAACUAGGGGACCGGAGAGGCAAGGAAAUCCGAUAAACGAGUACAUAUCAGACGCGACGACGUUAUGCACGAGAGGCGGAAGAGGAGAUGCCGAUAUCGAUGGGAUUGGCCUAAGGCCAAUAAAAACUAACCAAACGGCCAAAGCCCCAACAGUAGGAGCGAUUUCAGAAGAAAGGCUCGUAACUGUAUGAUGUUUGAUGUUUUAUAAGGGUUAAGUCUGGAAAAGCCACCACAAACCGUAGGAAACGAAAUAUAAUAAGCGACGAGUUUAUGAUAUGUGCUAGUUAUUUAAAAUUGGCAAAUCAAUCACGAGAAGUUUCCUUUUAUAAGACGUCCUUAGAUGUAGUCAGCUGUAUGACGUUGCGCUUGCAGGUGUCCUUGAAGCGG
Daldinia caldariorum is the source of this 1887-nucleotide messenger RNA. RefSeq lists its product as uncharacterized. Lineage: Eukaryota; Fungi; Ascomycota; Sordariomycetes; Xylariales; Hypoxylaceae. The record is from RefSeq and is a predicted model, not a curated record. The transcript has 2 exons. Bases 633 to 1691 code for a protein of 352 amino acids.